Molecule: messenger RNA, 1649 nt
Organism: Psylliodes chrysocephalus
Lineage: Eukaryota; Metazoa; Arthropoda; Insecta; Coleoptera; Chrysomelidae
Source: the annotation of a GenBank genome assembly
GAACAUGUGCUCGUUUCGCCAACCAAUAGCAAGUUCCAAGUUCCCUCCCGAUUUAUUCUGGAAAUAUCUUGACAGUUCGCGAAAACAAAACAAACGAUAUAAAACGAAAAUAAGUGCUGCAUUGUCAACAGUUUCAUUUAAUUUGAGACAGUGUAAAGUUUUCAAUAGACGAGUGCUAAUUUAAAAGUGAUUCAGUAAAGUGUUUUAAAAUGUCUCUACUACCAUUAUUGUUCGACGAUAGUUGGAUGGCUCCUAGCUACGCCCGGCGUGAAGCACCGAGAAGAAACUUGUGGGAUGAAGUUAUUCAACCUUUGGCAUUAGUCAAUAGCCUAUUGGAGUCUCCAGAAUACCUCAGAAGUCUAAACUCCUUGCAACAGCAAACGAGUUCUCAAAUGGUGCUUGAUAAAGAUAAAUUCCAUGCAAAUUUCGAUGUCCAACAUUUCAAACCAGAGGAAAUUACAAUUAAAGUUACCGGAGAAAAUACUAUAACUGUCGAGGCGAAACAUGAAGAAAAACAGGAUGAGCACGGACAAAUCUACAGACACUUUUUAAGAAAGUAUGUUCUUCCAAAAAAUUGUGACAUGAGUCGAUUGGAAUCUAAGUUGUCUUCAGACGGAGUCCUCAGUAUUACGGCUCCAACUGUUGGUGAUAAGGUAGAUAGGAACAUUCCUAUUUCGCAAACUGGGAAACCUGCGAGAUCAGUUGAGAAUAAAGCUGAAAACGCCCAACAGAAAAGCAAGAUGUAAAAGUAUGUCCCACCAGUUCAUUCAUGUGUUAUUUUUUAUAUUAGACUGAGUUUAAUGUUAUUACCUAGAAUGUAGUUUGAUUUCCAGUUAUUUUGUAUAUUUUCUUAUUAAAUUGUUUGCUUUAAAAUAGUCUUUUGAUGAAACUGUUUCAUUUCAUUAUAUUUAUAGUGACAGAAAUUUUAAAAAGUUCUUUUACAUAAUUUUAUCAGAUCUACAGUGCUGGUUAGUUAUUGGUGAAAAAAUGUCUAAUGUCUAUUAGGUAUUCAAUAAAACAUUUUAUUAAUACAAUAUCCUCUCUAUCGAACAAAAAUUUUGAGGAAAUGAUGUAUUGUUUUGGGUAUAAUUGGGGGGUGUAGGUAUCCAUAAUUUUAGACAACAUUAUUUUAACUUUUGUGUGACAAAUAGUUGAAAGAUUUGUAAAAAAAUGCCAUAUUUUUUUUAAAUAGUUAAAAUAAAACCUUUUGAAGGAUUUAUCAUAUUGUUGGAUGUAUGUAUGAGAACAGUAGGCUUUAGACUUAAAGGUAGUGAAUAUUAUGGUGAGACCUCAUUUAGAGUUAGGGAGCAACAGUCCUUCUUUUGUAGGUCCUGUCCUUCCUUGAAAAGUGUCCAGUGUUCUCCUUUUUGAUCAUUUAAAAUAAAUCUGUAUGUUGAUACUCUGUCCACAGCACUUACUAUAAAAUUCAAUAUGAAGGAUAUUUCUUGCUCCAAAAUUUUCAGUAUAUUGUUAGAAAAUGAUAUAUUGACCAAACAUAUUCAUUUUAAUAGAAAAAUACUCAUUUAAUUAAAUAAUUAAGCACAUUUAGAGUCAAAUCCUACUCACCCAAUGCCUGUAAAAAUCUAAAAUUAACUAGAACUUCACAUGUAUGAGUUUUUGCAUCUUUGCUAUUAACACAAUUUGCUUGA